CUGCCGCCAGGUCUGAUAAGUAAGCGGGGCCCACUGUGGAACCCAAGACGUGGACGACUGGACGGGGGGUAUCACACGCAAGAACCAGCUGUUGUUAUUCCCCCUCUAUCAUAUGCUGCUGGUCUGGUCGUUGAAUUUCUUUUGGCCAAGAUCUCCCUCCCUCUAAUCCCAGAUUGAGGGAUCUACAACUCCUCUUCUUUCUGUUUGACCAUAGACACAAUAGAAAGAGACAAUUUUGAAGAAGAACAAGAAGAAGCUCAGAGAGAUCUGGCAUUUUCACUUGUGAGACAAGACAGGUCAAUUGAGGAAUGAUACAAAGAUGGAGAGAAAAGGAAACUGGUUAUCUUCAGUAAAGAAAGCUUUCAGCCCCGAAUCCAAGGAAAAGAAAGCCCAGAAAUCUAAGAAGUCGAAGAAGAAAUGGUUUGGCAAGGGAAAAACUACUGUUCCCGAUUUCUCACCCGAAGAAACAGUCGCAUUGCCUCAUCGUUUUUCUCCACCCGAAGAGGUGACAUGGACCGAAGUGGAUACUGAACAAACGAAAGAAGAUUAUUCCUCAGAAGAUGACAUGGAAGAUGAGGGUAUCGUUGCAGAACCUCAAGCUGUUGAAGAGGUUGUUCAAGUCACUGCUGUAACUCAGUUCACGGGCAUAGUUGAUGAGGAAGCUUCAGCAAUCAAAAUUCAAAAAGCAUUCCGUGGAUACCAGGCAAGAAGGGGAUUGAGGGCUUUGAGAGGGCUCGUGCGGCUGAAAUCAUUGGUACAAGGGCCGCCUGCAAAACGUCAAACAGCACAUGCUUUAAGAUGCAUGCAGACUUUGGCUCGUGUGCAGUCUCAGAUCCAGUCUAGAAGGAUCAGAAUGUCGGAGGAGAAUCAGGCACUCCAGAGACAGCUCCUACAGAAACGUGCAAAGGAACUUGCAAAUUUGCAGAUUGGGGAGGAAUGGGAUGCCAGUCUACAGUCAAAAGAACAGAUUGAAGCAAACUUACUUAGCAAGUACGAGGCAGCCAUGAGAAGAGAGAGGGCAAUGGCUUAUUCAUUCUCUCAUCAGAAAACUCAGAAGAAGUCAACAAGACCAGUGACCCUAAUGUUCAUGGACCCCAACAAUCCUCACUGGGGUUGGAGUUGGUUAGAACGAUGGAUGGCAGAGAACCAAGGCACAUCCGAGAAAGAACUCCACAACGACCAGUCACCCACAAAGAAUCCAACACUCAACCUAUACGGAGGAGAAAUCACCAAGUCUUUUGUUCGUCAUCAACUAAAUUCCAAAAACCCUUCCCUGACUUCCAACCAAAAACCGACUCCUCCCAAUCACCAGUCCCCUGCGAUUCCCCCAUCAGUAACCAAAAAGAAGAAGGCAGAAAGCCCAAGAGAAAGCGUUUUCAGCCCAGAUAGCGAUGGAAAAAGCGUGUUUAGUGUGCAGACAGGGAAGAACAGGAGGCACAGCAUUAGUGGGCCAUCACCAGCAAGGGAUGAUGAGAGCCUCGGGAGCUCCCCAGGAGUUCCGAGUUAUAUGGCGCAUACUCAAUCAGCAAAAGCUAAGUUACGGAUGCAAAGCCCAUUGGGCUUGGAGAAUGGCACCACGCCACCAGAGAAGGGAUCAUCAGGUUCCUCAAAGAAACAGCUGUCGUAUCCUGCUUCUACGGCUAAGCCAAGGAGGCAUUCGGGUCCACCUAAGGUCGAAGUCAGCUCCCUUGAAGGACCCAGUGUGGGGAAUGGUGGGGCCCAGUUGAUUCUUUCUGAGCAAGAAGCAUAGGAGAAAACAAUGAGAAGAAUGAAGAUCGAAAAAUGGAAAAACCGAUAGUGAAUGCUAUGUUACCACUGUGUAUUUGGAUACGUUUCUGUGAAAUAUUUCCACAUCUGAGAGUGUUUCUGUUAAAUGAGAGGUCAUUUGAUUUGUGUAUUUACUUCCACGAAUGUUAAAUCAUCUGUAAGCCCAUUCUUAUUUGCUACGGGUUGUUGGUUUGGGGCUCAAA
Rhododendron vialii is the source of this 1970-nucleotide messenger RNA. RefSeq names its product protein IQ-DOMAIN 2-like. The coding region runs from base 320 to 1750 and encodes 476 amino acids. Gene Ontology annotation, molecular function: protein binding. Lineage: Eukaryota; Viridiplantae; Streptophyta; Magnoliopsida; Ericales; Ericaceae. The transcript is spliced from 6 exons. The record is from RefSeq and is a predicted model, not a curated record.